Messenger RNA from Aedes albopictus (Asian tiger mosquito), 1282 nucleotides. RefSeq lists its product as uncharacterized. Gene Ontology annotation, cellular component: cytosol. Lineage: Eukaryota; Metazoa; Arthropoda; Insecta; Diptera; Culicidae. The transcript is spliced from 4 exons. The record is from RefSeq and is a predicted model, not a curated record. The coding region runs from base 88 to 1164 and encodes 358 amino acids.
GGCGUGCGUGUUUCCGUUUGUCUCAAUUAAAAUUGUUUUGCAUUAUUUGUUAAAAAAUAAUAUAUUUUAAUUAUAAAUCUUGUGAAAAUGUCCGAUCUGUCCAACGAUGAUUACGACCUGUUGGAUGACGAACUGAGCAGUGCGGUGACUCAGUUUGAAUCCAACGUGACGGCGCUGGCGCAAGUGCUGGAAUGUUACGGAUCUGAGGUGACGGAGUUUGAACAUCUGGACGAAGACAUUCGCCGGUUGGAAGCCGCCGGUCGAAUGCUUUGCGGUUCGGUGGACAAAGCCGUCCAACAGGUGGUGCCCGGAGUGCUGACGGAAAUUGAAGCAAAAAAUCAGCAGUUGGAUCAGCUCCAUGUGUCGAACAGAAAUAACGAAGCAACGAUAAAGGCUCAGAAGGAAAAAAUCGCACAGCUAGAACAGGACCUUAUGGCAGCCAAAGAACAUCUUUCCAGCCAGGUCGUUGGUCAGUUCGAAUCCGUCUCGUGGAUUGGAUCGAUUAUGGGCGCAAUGCUGUGGAAAUCUUGCAAGCAGCACGAAAGCGUAAAGGCGCUCAUUGGGACGGACAGUUUGCGAGACUUUCUCGGGAUGGCGAAUUGCGUGCUGAGCUGCUUCCUCGCCCACCAGGGUGCCGUUGGAGAGGUGGCCCUGUCGUCCGAUAGCGAGGAUUACAAGUUUUUGGCUACAAUUUGCGGAUGUCUUACCAACUUGGCAGCGUUCCCGGAAGGGCGGGCAUAUUUGGCUGUCGAGACGGAUGGGCUUCUGUUCGCUCACAAUCUUCUGCUGGCGAUGGAGCUGUUCCGGAUGCCCGAGGGGAGACUGCUGAAACGGAUGUCGCUGACCUUUGUGUUCAACAUUUGUCUGGAAAAUAACGGAGCCAUGUUCGUUCUAGGGGAUGAGAAGAGAUUGGGAAGUGUCGUCCGCUGUUUGGACCAGGCGAAUUCGCAGGACGUGCUGACCUUGGCCGUAAGCUUGUUGGUUCGGCUGAUCAAAUCUGUUCCAGAGUAUAGAACGCGGGCGAUGAUUGCUUCGAAAAUUCCGCGAAGUAUCGUCAAGCAGACAUCGGAUUCCAAUAACUCGGAGCUGAAGGAGACGGCAUCCCAUCUGCUGGAGCUGAUCGAGUUCGAUUGGAUCAAGGCAGCGAUGAAUAAUGGGAAGUGAGAUGAUGGAGGUGUGUGUUAUAUUUUUCUAAUAGUAACCAAAGGUUAGUAAGAUCAUCUGCAGAUAGUUUUAAGAGAAAUAACGAACUUUUAUUUAUGCGUUUCGCAUAUGGGUGGAA